AUGACAACACAAUUUGACGCGAUAUUCCAUGGACUGUCUCCCGAGCUCGGAAAGUUCCGUAUCGCCGCGAGCGGAAUGGCGUGGAAAGGCGUGGACAGCGAUAAAAUGGUCGCGAUAUCUUCAGCAGACAUCAAGUGGGCGCAAUGGCUCAGAGUGGCGCGUAAUUACCAGCUGAGGGUGGGGUUGAAGGAUAGGUCGCGGGAGAUAUUCGAUGGUUUUGGGCGCGAGGACCACGACAAACUCUCACAACUCUUGAAACAACACUUCAGCGUCACUCUUGAGACGAAGGAGGUUUCGUUCAAGGGAUGGAAUUGGGGCGUCACAGACUUCCAGGGCGAGGACCUCGCUUUCCUCGUCUCAAACAAGGCCUCCUUCGAGCUGCCACUCUCAGAGGUCGCCAACUCAAACAUCGCUGGUCGAACGGAAGUGUCCCUUGAGUUCACCACACCAUCAGGGAGCAAAAAGUCGAAAGGUGCACCAGAUGAGAUGGUCGAGAUUCGCUUCUACGUGCCCGGAACUGUGAACCGCGACCGCGGCUCCGACGCGGGCUCACAAAAGUCGGAUGACGAAGAGGAGGUCAGCGCUGCGCAGGCCUUCCACGACGCGAUCAAGGAGAAGGCGGAGAUAGGCCAGGUUGCUGGCGAUAUCAUUCUCAGCUUCGAGGAAGUGCUCGUCCUCACGCCCAGAGGUCGGUACGAUGUCGAUAUGUUCCCUGACUUCCUGCGGUUGCGUGGUAAGACAUAUGACUACAAGAUCAUGUACAACAGUAUUUCGAGACUAUUCCUCCUACCCAAGGACGAUCAACACGUACUCUUCAUUCUGGGCCUCAGCACUCCGAUUCGGCAAGGUCAGACGAGAUAUCAAUAUCUGGUCAUGCAGUUCAGCAGGGAAGAGGAGAUUACCGCUGAGCUCAACAUGUCAGAAGAGGAAGUUGCCCAGUAUGAUCGCCUCAAGAAAAACUACGAAGACCCAACCUUCGAGGUCGUGUCAGGCGUCUUCCGCGCCCUCUCCAAAAAGAAGAUCAUAGGAGCGGGCAGCUUCACCAGCCAUGCCGGUCACCCAGGCAUCAAAGCCAACCUCAAGGCCGUGCAAGGCGACCUGUUCCUGCUCGAGAAAUACGUUUUCUUCGUCUCCAAACAGCCGACGCUUGUUGAGCUCUCGGACAUCCACCAAGUCGUCUUCUCGCGGCUCGGUGCGGGGCUCGGCGCCACCGCCGCACGGACGUUCGACGUGAAGAUCGUGACGAAGAGUGGGCCGGAGUACACCUUCACCUCGAUCAACAAGGAGGAGCAUGAGGGCACGGAGGCAUACCUCAAGGAGAAGAAGGUGAAGGUGAAGAACGAGAUGAUGGAGGGCGAGCUCAUCAUGGCGGGUGUGGACGACGAGGACGAGGAGAUGCAGAGUGUGGCGAGCAGCGGCGAGGAGGUGCCGAAGCCUCGGGGGAUUAACGACGAGGAGGAUAGCGAAGAUGACGAGGACUUCCAUGUGUCAGACUCGGACUCUGGGUCACCAACAGAGGCGUCAUCAGACGACGAGGGCGCACAGACUGCAUCAGACGCGAGCGGCGACCGCGACUUCAUCAAGAAGGGCAAGGGCAAGGGCAAGGCCGCCAAGAAGAAAGCCCCCGCAAAGGACAAGGCCGACGAGAGCGACGCGGAGGACGAUAGCAAGCCAAAGAAAGCCGCCCCGCGACCAAAGCCAAAACCCAAGAAAUCUGACGAUGCGAUGGACGUUGACGAGGAGCCCCCGGCCAAGCCCAAACCCAAGCCCAAGCCCAAGCCCAAGGCAAAGCAGGAUGGCGGUGAGGAGGGCCCGGCGAGGAAGAAGAUCAAGAAAUCGGAUUAG
Molecule: messenger RNA, 1845 nt
Organism: Rhodofomes roseus
Lineage: Eukaryota; Fungi; Basidiomycota; Agaricomycetes; Polyporales; Fomitopsidaceae
Product: SSrecog-domain-containing protein
Exons: 7
Coding region: 1-1845 (614 amino acids)
Cellular component (GO): FACT complex; nucleus
Molecular function (GO): nucleosome binding; DNA binding; histone binding
Source: RefSeq, a predicted model, not a curated record